Molecule: messenger RNA, 7598 nt
Organism: Coregonus clupeaformis (lake whitefish)
Lineage: Eukaryota; Metazoa; Chordata; Actinopteri; Salmoniformes; Salmonidae
Product: VPS10 domain-containing receptor SorCS3-like
Exons: 27
Coding region: 223-4011 (1262 amino acids)
Cellular component (GO): membrane
Molecular function (GO): protein binding
Source: RefSeq, a predicted model, not a curated record
GUCUCCCUUUCUUCCGGGCGCACAUUCGGCAGCUCGGCUUCGAUACAGCUCCUCCCCUAUGUGGUGGCUCCCGCGACCAGCUCCUUGAACGUGAGGAGUUUAGCUGAAGAGCGCUUUUCUAAAUACCCCGAAAAUCUCACCGACUUCGGGGGGAGUUGGUCCUCGGUUGGAUAGGGUUUUCCCGCUCCGUGCGUUGGACCCAAAUCUCUAACUAUACCAGCGAUGGAUACUUGGCUUGGCUUCAGCCCAGGCUUGCACUUAACUCUGUGUACCUGGCUUCUGAUCUCCGCUCAUACCCAGCUAAAUGCAAAGGCGGAGAUAUCUUGCUCCUCGUGCCAGUCGCCGGUCCAGCUACACCUGGAUGAAUUACAGCUGGAUACCGGUAUGCACGCGGCUACUGGUACGAGGCAGGCGGCCAAAGCACUGGAACGGGUCCGGCUGGAGUACCAGCUACUUGGAGUUACUGACCAAAAUACUGGAGUACCAAGCGAAACCCAACAGGCAGGUGUUCCCGUGGAUGAGCCGAGAUUCACUGACGAUGGAGUUUCCGCCAAAGUCGCUCUGGAAGAUUCAACCCGGUUUAGUGAAAACGAAGAAACGUAUGGUGGUGAAUAUUAUAUUGGGAUGAAUGAUUUGGGUAAAGUCAAGGAUGGUGCUGGGGAUGUUGCGUUACGGAGAGUGAAGCGAAGCGGUCCCGAACGCCCCGAGUUUAGGGAGAGCCUUAGGACAGGUGGACCCGGUUUGGAAGGAGAGACGUCGGAUGAGAGAAGGAGUCCUGGUCCGUUACUGGACGGACACAGACUGGGCCGAUCCGAAUUCAAGUGGAACAGGGACGAGGGUCGAGGGACUUCCAGAGGAGAAGAUCCCAAACUAAGCAGCACUACUUUCGCCUUGACCGGAGACUCCGCGCAUAACCACGCAGUGGUUUACUGGUCGGGGCAAAACAGCAGCGUGAUCCUGAUUCUGACCAAACUCUACGACUUUCACCUGGGGAGUGUUACAGAGAGCACCCUGUGGAGAUCAACAGACUAUGGAUCCACCUAUGAGAGGAUGAAUGACAAAGUGGGAUCUAAGACGGUGCUGAGUUACCUGUAUGUCUGUCCAUCCAACAAGAGAAAGAUAAUGGUGCUGACAGACCCUGAGUUUGAGAGUAGUGUGCUCAUCAGCUCGGAUGAAGGAGCGAGCUAUCAGAAAUACCGCCUCAGCUUCUACAUCCUAAGCCUUCUGUUCCACCCAACACAGGAGGAUUGGGCCCUAGCCUACAGCCACGACCAGAAGUUGUACGCCUCCCUGGACUUUGGGAGAAAAUGGCAGCUGGUUCAUGAGCAUGUGAACAGGUUCUACUGGUCUGUAACGGGUCUAGACAAGGAGUCAGAUCUGGUUCACAUGGAGGCACACACCCCUAACGGACGUAUACAGUAUGUAACAUGCCGGGCUCUAACGUGCUCAGAGCCCAACAGAAACUACCCCUUCCCUGGAUACAUCGACAUCAGCUCACUGGUGGUCCAAGAUUACUAUAUGUUUAUUCAGGUUACUACAGCAGGACAGGCCAGCUACUAUGUGUCCUACCAGAGGGAUCCAUUCCUCAAAAUCAAACUGCCGAAAUAUUCUCUGCCUAAGGACCUCCACAUCGUCAGCACAGACGAGCACCAGGUCUUCGCGGCGGUGCAGGAGUGGAACCAGAACGACACCUACAACCUGUACCUCUCAGACACCCGGGGCAUCCUCUUCACCCUGGCCAUGGAGAACGUUAAGACUACCCGUGGCCUGGGGGGCAACCAGAUGCUGGACCUGUACGAGGUAGCAGGUAUCAAAGGCAUGCUGAUCGCUAACAGGAGACUGGACAACCAGGUGAAGACCUACAUCACCUACAACAAGGGCCGUGAUUGGAGGUUACUGCAGGCCCCGGCGACCGACCUGGCUGGCAACGAUAUCCACUGCGUACUGCCCUUCUGUUCACUCCAUCUCCAACUGCAGACGUCUGAAAACCCCUACCUGUCAGGCAGCAUAUCAACCAAGGCCUCAGCACCGGGAAUCAUAGUGGCCACAGGGAAUAUUGGGUCUGAGCUGUCGUACAAUAACGUUGGAAUGUUCAUCUCAUCUGAUGCUGGUAACAACUGGAGACAGAUAUUCGAGGAGGAACACAACGUCUGGUUUCUGGAUAAAGGAGGGGCCCUAGUCGCUGUGAAACAACCAACUGUCCCCACCAGACAUUUACAGAUCAGUUUUGAUGAGGGGAGGCAGUGGACCAGACAUAGCUUCUCCUUGGUGCCUCUGUUCGUGGACGGGAUGCUGGUGGAGGCCGGGACAGAGAACCAGAUCAUGACGUUUUUUGGACACUUCAGCCAUAGGUCAGAGUGGCAGCUUAUCAAGAUAGACUACAAGUCCAUCUUCAACAGGAAAUGUACAGAAGGAGACUAUCAGACGUGGCACCUUCACAAUAAGGGCGAGCCGUGUGUGAUGGGCCAGAAACAGAUCUAUAUGAAACGCAGACCAGGAAACUAUUGCAUGCUGGGAAAAGACUACGCCAAAGUCCUCUCUGCUGAGUCGUGUAUCUGUCGGGCCCACGACUUUGAAUGUGAUUAUGGCUAUGAACGGCGUAGAGAAGGGAACUGUCUACCAGCGUUCUGGUUCAACCCAGCUGUUGUAUCAAGGAGCUGCAGCCAAGGACAGAACUACCUCAACAGCACAGGGUACCGAAAAGUGGUGUCCAACAACUGCAUCAAGGGAGUCAAGGACAUGUACACACCCAGGAAGCAGAUGUGUCCCAACAGGGCUCCAAAAGGCCUUUCUCUCUCCACCAGAGAGGGCAAGCUUACCGCCGACCUGGGCACCAACGUCACCUUCCUGGUGCAUCUAGAUGAGUCCUUACUUGAGACUUUACUUGCUUUCCAGGGUGACUCAAUGAGAACCAACAUCCAACUGGAUUUCGGAGAUGGCACGGCAGUCUCCUACUCCAACCUGAGCUGGAUCGAAGAGGGGAUCAGACACGUUUACAAGACGGCUGGGAUUUUCUGUGUCUCGGCCUUGGCAGAGAACACCCUGGGAUUUGAUACCACAACCUUGUACCUCCAUGUUACAUGUAAUGUGGAACAUGUCCAGCUGCUAGCUCCGUUUGUGGCCAUCAAGAACAAGGAAGUAAACCUAACAGCAGUGGUCUGGCCAAUCCACUCCAGGACCCUCACCUACUUCUGGUGGCUGGGGAACAGCACUGAGCCGGUAAUCAGCUUAGACGGGAGCAUCUCGUACACCUUCACCAGCGAGGGAAUGAACACUGUUACGGUCCAAGUGUCUUCAGCAAACGCCAUACUGCAAGACACCAAGACGAUAGCAGUCCAAGAGUUCUUCAAAUCUCUGCUUUUAUCUUUCUCCCCUAAUCUGGACGAGUUCAACCCUGACGUCCCCGAGUGGAGACAGGAUGUGGGGAGAGUCAUUAAGAAGGCUCUGCUCCAAGUGUCAGACUUUCCAGAGGAUCAGCUAUUGGUUGCAGUGUUUCCAGGUGUGCCAACGGCCGCUGAGCUCUUCCUGUUACCACACAAGAACCAAUCAGAGGGCAGGAAAAAGAAAGAGGAGGAGCUAGAGCAGAUCUCUGAGAUACUUGCCAGCGCUCUCAACCAGAAUCUGGUGGAGUUCGAGCUAAAGCCAGGAGAAAGAGUAAUCGUUUACAUCACACAGCUAACUUUGGCACCCUUGGUGGAUUCCAGCCCGAGACACAGCAGUUCAGCCAUGCUGAUGCUCCUAUCAGUAGUAUUCCUGGGUUUAGCAGUGUUUCUCAUCUACAAAUUCAAAAGAAAAAUCCCCUGGAUUAGCAUAUACGCAGAGGUGAACCAGGAGAAAGAGCAGGAGAUGAUCGGUUCGGUCAGCCAGAGCGACAGCACGCCUAAGAUCACCCUCAGUGAGUUCUCCACGCCCACAGAAGUCAUGGAGAAGGAGAUGGACGCCAGGGUUAAACGGCGAAUUGGAAAUGCCUGCGAGAGCACAAGGGAGAUUCCUAACUGUACUAGCGUGUAAAGCCGAGGAAGGAAUGCAACAAAUGUGUACAGACUUAAAGUAUUGCCAUUUUGAGGGUUUUCUCUUUUUUGGUUUCUUUUGUAAUUUCUCAAACACAAACCCAAUGUUAAUAGUUUUCUAAGGACCUCAUUUAUACUAAUGUGCAUGGGUGUCUUGUUUGAUAGCAUCUAUGCGGCGAAUUUGAAAUCCACUCAAUGAGAUAAGUUUUAAUUACAAGUAUGAGCUACUUAGGCCUACUGUUACACAAUUUGGAUUACAAAAAAAAUGUUUAAUUUUCAGUCCAUAAUUGUCUUAUUUCAUGGACAUUUAUCAAAGCCUUUAUCAAAACCUACGAAGAGAAUUAUGUACAUUUCUUAAAGUUUUACUUUUCAUGAGGUAUAAGAGUAUUGUCUGUAUGGGCCAACAUGUCUAGGUCUCCGAUCUAACAGGGAAUAUUAUUGAAAAUGUAUCAAUUUAUCUUUAGAUAUCUGUUAUCGCUCUGUAUAAACUAUAUGUAUAUUUACUUUCCACAUGCUUGUAGUAAAAGUACAAUGCAGAACACAGGAGAUCUAGUCAUGGCCUGUUAUCAGUUCUUAAAAGCGUGUUAAAAAGCAAGAUGUUACUUGUAGAAAGAGUCUAACUUUAUUUGUUUUUAAUGAGGUCCUUGACUUGUGCAUGUUAUUAUUAAGGAUGCCAUUUAUGUGUUGUAGAUAAGCAAGUGUUGUAAAUAGUUAUUUUCUAUUCAUCAAAAGAGCUCAGUAAUUUUUACAUACAGUGUAUAUAUACAGACUCGCAUAUCCGUCAUUUUGUUAAUUUAUGGCUAUACAAUGUAUCUGUCAAAGGGUUUAACUGUUAAGAUGGGAAUCAUUUUCUAAAUAUCAAACCAGGUUUACACAACGCCACCCCUGCUUGACAUGAAAUAAAACACAUAAUUGGUGGUAAUUUUUACAUGCAUCUCAAUGGUUAAACUCUUUGUAACAGACGACACUUUCCAUAAGCAUCAUGGGAUUAUUUAUAUUGUUUGCCCUUUGAAUGUAACGAGAAAAGUGGAAUCAACCAUUUAUGAUCCGUGGAUAUAAUAUGUGUCUGACUCAUCAAGAUGAUCACACGUUGUUGUACAUGUCAAUUGUUAUUACUGAUGAGUAUAUUGUACAAGGCCCUUCAACGUGACAAGGACAAGUAGCUUGGAGGUAUUUUGCAGUGCUAUAGUUUAUCAUGUCCUUUGCUGGCAUCUAUUCAUAGUGUUCUAUCUCUGUAAAGCACAUGAACUCUCAUAGAGUUUCAUGGUAAUCUCCUCAAACAUUAUCUCUCAAAUAUUAUUUCCAUACAAGAAGGGAACAAAACAACGUUGUGUUGACUUUCCACUAAUGUGAUAAGGUGUCUAGAGUAAAAACCUCACAACACACAGAUUUUUAACCACCAUCCCAUCCAUAUGAGUCUUAUCAAAUUAUCCCACUAUCAACACAUUUCAUCAGCUUCAUUUAGCAGUUAGAAACCAACUGAUGAGUCAAGUUCCACCACUUGAAUUCCCUAACGUAGUGAAAUACUGUACACACAACAGUGUGCAUGCUAGCUAGUUGCUAGUUUCCUCCACUAUACUGCUGUGCAAAGCAGUCCUCUGAAAGCUGUAAUCAGCAGGAGUAGGAGCAGGAGCUCCAGUCAGCCAGUCAGCAGCUUGAAGGCACGCACAGGUCCCCUGGCAGCAGGUGUAGCCAGUCUGGCUGUAAACAGAGAUGGGUGGAUGGUUAAGCACCGAAUGCACCAUGCUGAGCUAUCCCAGAAUGCCGUUCCUGGAGACGGCACGUAAUGACACAAAGAAGAGUGAGAGGAGAGAAGGACGGGGAUGUUUAGAGAAUGUUGCACAAGUGUAUUUUCAGUCAUAGGAAAGUGUUUCCCAUGAUAGUGUACAUAAAUGUGUGUUCAGUAGUAAAGGAAAGAGGUGGAGCUUCUGUAUCUGUAGUCCCUUGUUACAUUGUAACAAGAGUGGUGUUACAUUCUAAUAAGAGUGUUAUAGCAGUUGUCACAGCAAGCUGUUGCUGUAGCGACAACUAACAUUGUAAUGAUGCCUGAAAUUCCAUCCACAGUGACAGUUUUUUCCGCUCCGGUUCCAUUCUCCCUGACACGACAUACCAAAGCGGCACUUUCUUUUGUUGAACGAUAAUUGCAUCAUCCUCACUCAUCUCACUGUCCCUAUUUGGUUUGUUGAUGACAACUCAUUUUGAUGUUCUCAAUGUCAUGCUGGCUUUGUUCAAAUACUUAUAAGAAAGAUUAUCGUAGUGACAGAUAACGGGAACAUGGAAGUGUUUCUUCUUUGUCAUCUCUGCCACCACCAGUUCCUAAGGCGACUCCUCCACUGCCUCCACUGGUAGACAAAGCUGAACUAGCUGAGCUAGAAGGUCACUGAGAGUUCAUCAACAUGUAAAAUUCCUUUUAUUUCUCCUGAAUUUCGUCGGAAAGACAUUCCUUCGGCAUGUAAGGCCAUUAUAACGGUGGAGUACAACCAUUCAUCCCAUGAGCCUCAAAGCUCCUUUCGCCCUAUGAGCAGGAAACAUGCAUUUGCAUUUUAGCCUUGGUCGUCGAUCAUUCAACAGUGCUAAGUUCUUCAGACAUCAGUGGUAAGUUCUUCAGAGGCAAGACUUAUUCUGAAAAUAUAUUUUCUGUACUGCUGCAGGUUUGUAGGGAAAGUCAUUGGGUUUUGUGACAUGUGUUACAUUUUGUGUGCUUAUUUAUUAGUGUAGAUAUUUUGUUCUGCAAUGUUCGUUUGAAUAGUUUUAUCAUGUGUUCAUUGCUUUACAUCAGAUUCUACUGAGCUGGUUUUAUUAAUUUUUGGUACAAAUGUUGAACACCAAUUAUAAGAUUAUCUAUGAAAUCUGAAAGGGAAUCAAGAUUGUAAAAAGGGAAAUUAGGAAAUCUUAGCUUACAUAGAUGCGGUGAAGAGGUCAAUGGAAUUCGACCAAAACUAUGGAAAUGCCAAGUGUGGGGGAAAGAUGCCAUAGCGGAAAUUUCUUGAAUCUCCUCAUUAUUUCCCCACAGCAAAAUUAGCCUACAUUAAUGCAAUUGUUUAUAUGUGUAUUUCACACUAUGUUGAGGAAAGAAUCGGAGUAUUACGCUGGUAUGGAUGUCAUCGUCACCAAUCAACUGCAUUACAGUUCAAAACGACUGUGACUACCACCACCGAUUUCUGUAUGUUAGCUAUGCUACUAGCUUAUACGAACGGGAGUUAGCAUUUAGCAGUCACCUCUUAAAACCUGAAAAGGGACAACUUCUAAAUGUUAUGCAGCGAAACAGCCAAAUAUAUGCAAAUCACACUUUAGUAACCACUUUGUGGGUCUGUUACAAUACAUCAAUCGUAACGGAUUUGACAACUACCUACUUUGUUAGAUCAGAUUUGUUGAACGCCAAUCCCCAAAGUCUGCUUUCAUUGACCUCUUUAACACAUUUAUUCUAAUUCUAAGGGCAGACCAUUGUAAUACUCUUCAUUGCACAAAUCCUAAAAAUGCAUGCGUCAUCAGUACGGUUCUGUUUAAUCUUUAUUUCAAUAUUUCUACUGUAAAGAAACUGUCAUUUUGAAAUUGUUUCAAAUAAAUGUAUUUUUGUACAUCAAAGCA